AUGAGUCACGGUGGUCAGAGUGAACGCAUGGGCACUGGCCCUGAACUGGGCAAAGUGAGAAGUUCAGGACUCCAGAGGCAGACACUGGUGGAGGUGACUGGAGACCUGGAGCAGAGACUCUGUCAGCAGCACCACAGAGUUCUGGAGGUGUUCUGUAAGACUGACCAGACAGACAUCUGUAAAGUUUGUGCAGUGGAGGAACACAAAGGCCACACUAAAGUCUACAGAGAGAUCUCUCGUGUACCAGACACCCCAAGCCUUCUGAGGACUGCCCUUGCCAAAAUGAAAAUAGCUGACUUUGAAAUCUUCAAAAAAGAACUUAAUAGGAAUUAUCCCGAUUGCUUAGGGAGUCGACCAGAGGAUCUUGAUGUGUGUGGUGUUGCUGAUAAAAUGUUGGAGAGUUUUGAUGAACAGGCGGCUCAGAGGAUCGUAAUGCACGUCCUUAAUGCUGAUUUUCCUGUAAGAAAAGUCACAGAAGAAAAUAAAGCAAAACUGAGACAAAAAUUUCAACAUAUCUCUGAAGGAAUUUCACGAAAAGGAACAGAAAUUCUUUUAAACGAGAUCUAUACGGAGCUUUACAUCACAGAGGGAGGAAGUGGUGAGGUCAGUGAUGAACAUGAGGUCAGACAAAUUGAGAUGACCUCCAAGAGACAAACUUCUCAAGAGACUCCAAUCAAAUGUAAUGACAUAUUCAAAACGCAUCUUGAACAUGGAGGAAAAAUCAGAACAGUGUUGACAAAGGGAACAGCUGGAAUUGGAAAGACUGUCUCUGUGCUGAAGUUCAUUCUCGACUGGGCUGAAGGAAAAGCCAAUCAAGAUAUCACAGUCAUAGUCCCUCUGCCUUUCAGGGAUCUUAAUCUGAAGAAAGAGAACUACAGUCUCAUCCAGAUACUUCAUCACUAUGCCCCUGAGCUGAAGGGCUCGAAAUGUAUUGAAGAUGGAGUAAAAUUGCUCUUUAUCUUUGAUGGUUUGGAUGAGUGUCGACUUCCUUUAGAUUUCCAGAACAAUGAGGUUUGCUGUGAUGUGACAAAAUCAAUCUCAGUGGAUGUGCUGCUAACAAACCUCAUCAAGGGGAAUCUGCUUCCCUCUGCUCUCCUCUGGAUAACCUCCCGACCAGCAGCAGCCAAUCAGAUCCCUCCUGAGUGUAUCCACCAGGUCACAGAGAUCCGUGGGUUCAGUGACCGUCAGAAGGAGGAGUACUUCAGGAAGAGAAUCAGUGAUCAGAACCUGGCCAACAGAGUCAUAACACACAUCAAGUCAUCAAGGAGCCUCUAUAUCAUGUGCCUAAUUCCAGUCUUCUGUUGGAUUUCAGCCACUGUGUUUGAGAAUAUGAUGGGUGAUGCAGGCAACACUGAAAUUCCCAAAACUCUGACUGAGAUAUAUACACACUUCCUAUUCAUUCAGAUCAGUUUGAAGAAUAAGAAGUACCAUGAAGCCACACUCAGAAAACCAAAGAACUUGUCUAAAUCAGACAAAGAGAUGAUUCUAAAACUGGGAGAACUGGCUUUCCAACAGCUAGAGAAGGGCAAUCUGAUAUUUUAUGAGGAGGACCUGAGCAAAUGUGGCAUUGAUGUGAAUGAAGCAUCAGAGUACUUUUCAGUGUGUCCAGAGAUCUUCAGAGAGGAGUUGGGAUUGUACAGGGAGAAGGUUUUCUGUUUUGGACAUCUGAGCAUUCAGGAGCAUCUUGCUGCAGUAUAUGCACAUGUUACAUGCGUAAAUGAGAGCAAAGAUGUUUUCAAUUCAAUGACAACUACACAUUAUGGAUCAUCAUUGCUAAAUUUGCACAAGAGUGUAGUGGACAAAGCUCUGCAGAGCAAGAAUGGACACUUGGACCUUUUCCUCCGCUUCCUUCUUGGCCUUUCACUGGAACCCAUUCAAACCCUUCUACAAGACCUCAUAAGAAAAUACAGUUCUGAAAUGAGAACAUACAACACUGCAGAGUCAAUUCAAUACAUAAUGACAAAGAUCAGAGAGGAAUCAUCACCAGAAAGGAUCACCAAUCUGUUUCACUGUCUCCAUGAGCUGAAUUAUAACUCUCUAGUAAGGGAAAUCCAGACUGCCUUCAGAUCAGGAACUCUCUCAGAUAAGGAUAUAAAACCAGAUCAGUGUUCAGCUCUGGCUUAUAUGUUACUGAUGACAGAGGAGGUGCUGGAUGAGUUUGAUCUGAAGAUGUACAAAACAUCAGCAGCAGGUCAGCAGAGGCUGCUACCAGUACUGAGGACAUGCAAGAGAGCCAGACUUGCCAUCUGCAACCUCUCACCUGAAUCCUGUGGAUCUGUGGCCACAGCUCUCCAGUCUGUGAACUCACCCCUGAGAGAGUUAAAUCUCAGCUGCAACACCUUGACAGAUUCAGGUGUGAAACUGCUCUGUGCUGGACUGAUGAGUCCCCACUGUAACCUACAGAAACUGGAGAUGGUUGGCUGCAAUCUUUCAUGGAAAUCCUGUGAAUCUCUGGCCUCAGUUCUCCGAUCUGUGAACUCACCGCUGAAAAAAUUGGAUCUCAGCUACAAUAACCUGACAGAUUCAGGAGUGAAACUGCUCUGUACUGGACUGACGAGUCCAAACUGUAAACUAGAGAUACUGGGGCUGAGUUCCUGUGGUCUCACCGAUGGCUGUUGUUCAGAUCUGGCCUCAGUUCUACAACCUCCCCACUCUAACCUUAGAGAGCUGGAGCUGAGGGACAAUGACCUGCAGGAUUCAGGAGUGAAGCUGCUCUCCGCUGGACUGAAGAAUCCACACUGUUACGUACACACACUGGGGCUGUCAGGCUGUCUAAUCACAGAGGAAGGCUGUGCCUCUCUGGCCUCAGCGCUGAGAUCAAACCCCUCAAACCUGAGAGAGCUGGAUCUGAGCUACAAUCACCCAGGGGGCUCAGGGGUGAAGCUGCUCCAUGGUGUACUGGAGGAUCCACUCUGUAAACUGGAGAAACUGGAGCUGGACCACAGUGGAGAAUGCAGGACGAAUCCUGGGCUUAGGAAAUAUGCCUUUCAGCUCACACUGGACCAGAACACAGCACAUAAACUCCUCUCUCUGUCCAAAGACAACAGGACAGUGAUGCACACUUCAGUAGAGUCUCCAUAUCCUGAUCAUCCUGACAGAUUUAAGGUCCACCCUCACAUUCUCUGCAGAGAGGCCCUGACUGAGCGCUGUUACUGGGAGGUGGAGUGGAGCGGAAUACGAGUUCUUCUGGGGGUCACAUAUAAGAGCAUCGACAAGGAGAAUGUUUGUAUGGGAAUGGACAGCAAGUCCUUUAUGCUGAAAUGCCAGAGUGAUGGAUUUGCUUUCUGGCACAAUGGUAUGGAAAUAGUCACACCUUAUUUCUACUGUACCAGAAUAGGAGUGUAUUUAGAUUGGGCUGCUGGCACUCUGUCCUUCUACAGCAUCUUCAAUGGCACACUGACCCUCCUGUACACAUUCCACACCGCAUUCACUGAGCCCGUCUAUGCAGGGUUUGGGGUUUACCCUCACGCAUCUGUUACUCUGUGUCAUGAACUAACAGAAAGUGAGCUGACAGAGGAUCUUUUGCAGUGUGACGGGGCUGAUCCUUGGAUGAAAGUCAAAGAGGUCACUAAAGAAAAACUGAUGCAACAUUUUAAAUAUUUAAAAUAUGUAAAUGAAGGCUGUUCAAAUGAAGGAAAAUCCACUCUACUGAAUGAGAUCUACACAGAGCUCUACAUCACAGAGGUAGGAAGUAUAGAGGUAUAUAAUGAACAUGAGGUCAAAAGGACUGAGAUGUUCUCUGUGACACAAAGCACUCAAGAAAAAGUAGAAAAAGAAACAGAAGAAGAAGAAGAGGAAGAAGAAUCUCCAAUCAAACUCAGUGACAUAUUCAAAACACUUCCUGAAGAGAGGGAACAUAUCAGAACAGUUCUGACACAGGGUGUUGCUGGAAUUGGGAAGACUGUCUCUGUGCAGAAGUUCAUUCUCGACUGGGCUGAAGGAAAAGCAAAUCAAGACAUCACAGUCAUAGUCCCUCUACCUUUCAGGGACCUUAAUCUGAAGAAAGAGAACUACAGUCUCACCCAGCUACUUCAUCACUAUGCUCCAGAACUGAAAGAGAUAAAAGACAUUGAAGAUGAAAAAGUCAAAUUGCUCUUGAUCUUUGAUGGUUUGGAUGAGUGUCGUUUUCCUCUAGAUUUCCAGAACAAUGAGGUUUGCCGUGAUGUAACAAAGUCAAUCUCAGUGGAUGUGCUUCUAACAAACCUCAUCAAGGGGAAUCUGCUCCCCUCUGCUCUCCUCUGGAUAACUUCCAGACCAGCAGCAGCCAAUCAGAUUCCUCCUGAGUAUGUCCAUAGGGUCACAGAGAUCUGUGGGUUCAGUGACCCUAAAAAGGAGGAGUACUUCAGGAAGAGAAUCAGUGGCCACGACCUGGCCAACAGAAUCAUCACACACAUCAAGUCAUCAAGGAGCCUCCACAUCAUGUCCCACCUACCAGUCUUCUGUUGGCUUUCAGCCACUGUGUUUCAGAAUAUGAUGAGUGAUGAAAACGCUGGUGAAAUCCCCAAAACACUGACUGAGAUGUAUGCACAGUUCCUGUACAUUCCAAUCAGUCUGAAGAAUAAGAGGCUGCAUGGAGACAUAGUGGAAACCUCAGAGGAACUGGUUGAAUCAGACAUAGAGAUGAUUCUAAAACUGGGAGAACUGGCUUUCCAACAGCUAGAGAGAGGUAACCUGAUAUUCUAUGAAGAAGACCUGAGAGAGUGUGGCAUUGAUGUGAGUGAAGCUUCAGAGUACUCUUCAGUGUGCCCAGAGAUCUUUAGAGAGGAGUUGGGAUUGUACAAGGACAAGGUUUUCUGUUUUGUACAUCUGAGCAUCCAGGAGCAUCUUGCUGCAGUGUAUGCGCUUGAUAUGUGUUUGAGCAAUCAGACGAAUGUUUUCAACCCAGAGGAAGGAGGCACAUUUACACUGUCUAAUCUACACCAGAGUGCAGUGGACAAUGCCUUGCACAGUAACAAUGGACACCUGGACCUUUUCCUCCGCCUCCUUCUUGGAAUGUCACUGAAAUUCAGCCCAGAAGGGAGAAAAUGCUGCACAGAGACAGCUGAAUACAUAACGGAGAUGAUCAAAGAGGAAACAUUGCAACCAGAGAGGAUCAUCAAUCUGUUCCAUUGUCUGGAUGAGCUAAAUGAUAACCCUCUAGUGCAGGAAAUCCAGACUUCCCUCAGAUCAGGAACCCUCUCAGAUAGAGAGCUGGAACCACACCAGUGUUCAGCUCUGGCCUAUAUGUUACUGAUGUCAGAGGAGGUGCUGGAUGAGUUUGACCUGAAGAUGUACAAAACAUCAGCCGCAGGUCAGCAGAUGCUGCUCCAAGUGCUGAGGAUCUGCAAGAGGGCCAGACUGAAUGACUGUACACUGUCAUCUGAAUCCUGUGUAACUGUGGCCAAAGCUCUUCAGUCAGUGAACUCACCCCUGAGAGAACUAGAUCUCAGCUUUAACAGCCUGGGAGACGAAGGAUUCAAUCUUCUCUGUACUGGACUUAAGAAUUCAAACUGUAAACUACAGAAAUUGUGGUUAGCAGGUUGUGAUCUCUCAUCUGAAUCCUGUGGAAUUAUUGUCUCAGUUCUCCAGUCAGUGAACUCACCCCUGAGAGAACUAGAUCUCAGCUUUAACAGCCUGGAAGACGAAGGAUUCAGUCUUCUCUGUACUGGACUUAGGAAUUCAAACUGUAAACUGCAGAAAUUGUGGUUGACUAUGUGUGGUCUCACAGAAAACUGUGGUACUGAUCUGUCCUCUGUCCUGAGAUCUCCCCAUUGUAACCUGAGAGAGCUGGAGCUGAGAGACAAUGACCUGCAGGAUCCAGGAGUGGAGCUGCUCUGCUCUGGACUGGGACAUCCACACUGUAAACUGGAGAAAUUGGGGCUGUCAGGCUGUCUGAUCUCUGAGGAGGGUUGUGCUUCUCUGGCUUCAGCUUUGAGACUGAACCCCUCACAGUUGAAAGAACUGGAUCUCAGCUACAAUCACCCAGGAGACUCAGGAGUGAGUUUGUUCUCGACUCUCCUGGAGGACCCACACUAUAAACUGGAGAAACUAGAACUGGACCACAGCGGAGAACAUAGAAUGAAACCUGGGCCAAGGAAAUAUGCCUGUCAGCUCAGACUGGACCGGAACACAGCACACAGAUACCUCUCUCUGUCUGAAGACAAUAGGAGAGUGACAGGGACCUCAGUGGCUUUGCCUCAUCCCAUCCAUUAUGAGAGAUUUAAAUGUGACUACCAAGUUCUCUGUAGAGAGGUUCUGACUGAGCGCUGUUACUGGGAGGUGGAGUUCAGUGGAGAAAGAGUUCAGAUAGGAGUUACUUAUAGAAGCAUCAAUAGAACUAAAGGCCUUAUGGGUAGGAAUGCCAAGUCCUUCAGUAUGGAAUGGCGGAAUAACAGAUUCUUUUUUUGGCACAAUGAUGAAAGAUCAGCUGUACUGUCUCCUUCUCACCCCUCUACCAGAAUAGGAGUGUAUUUAGAUUGGGCUGCUGGCACUCUGUUCUUCUACAGCAUCUUCAAUGACACACUGACCCCUCUACACAGAUUCUACACCACAUUCACUGAGCCUCUCUAUGCAGGGUUUGGGGUUUACCCUGACUGCACACUGAGUCUGUGUCAGUUAGAAUAG
Chanos chanos (milkfish) is the source of this 6603-nucleotide messenger RNA. RefSeq lists its product as uncharacterized. The record is from RefSeq and is a predicted model, not a curated record. The coding region runs from base 1 to 6603 and encodes 2200 amino acids. Gene Ontology annotation, molecular function: protein binding; zinc ion binding. The transcript has 18 exons. NCBI's taxonomy places the organism in Eukaryota, Metazoa, Chordata, Actinopteri, Gonorynchiformes, Chanidae.